UAGACUUCAAACUAGCAAAAAUGUUCUCAAAGGUCGCAGUUUUCGCUUUAUUGGUGGCUGUUGCUCAAUGCAGCGCCGUCCAUGGAGGUGGCUACUCCAGCUUCUCCUAUGGAGUAGCGGACCCCCACACCGGUGACGUCAAGAGCCAGCACGAGACCCGCCACGGUGACAACGUGGUCGGCCAAUACUCCCUCAUUGACUCUGAUGGAACCCGCAGGACUGUUGACUACGCUGCUGACGCCCACAAUGGUUUCAACGCUGUUGUGCGCAAAGACCCAGCUCUGGUAGCCCACGCUCCCGCUGUUGUCGCCGCUCCCAUCGCUCACGCCGCACCCGUCGCAUACGCUGCUUCACCUGUCGCAUACGGAGCUCACGCUUACGCCGCCCCUGCCUACGCCGCAUCCGCCUACGCCGCUCCAGCUUACUCUGCUCACGCCGCUCCCCUUGCCUACAACUCAUACGCCGCUCCAGUCGCCGUCAACGCCUACGCUGCCGCUCCAGUCGCUGUCAACACCUAUGCUGCCGCUCCUCUCGCCCAUGGAGCCGUCUCUUACGGUUCUCCCUUGGGUUACGGUUACGGCGCUCAUGGUCUUAACGCCCGUCUUGCCUGGUGAUUUAUCUGAAUUAAGAAAAGUCAAUGUCUGUGAUCUACUUUAAUUUAAAAAAAUAAACAUAUUUAUGUGCA
Messenger RNA from Pieris brassicae (large cabbage white), 685 nucleotides. RefSeq names its product larval/pupal rigid cuticle protein 66-like. The coding region runs from base 21 to 614 and encodes 197 amino acids. The record is from RefSeq and is a predicted model, not a curated record. NCBI's taxonomy places the organism in Eukaryota, Metazoa, Arthropoda, Insecta, Lepidoptera, Pieridae. Gene Ontology annotation, cellular component: extracellular matrix. The transcript is spliced from 2 exons.